GCUUAGACCACUGGAGUCGCACACAACCCUUGAAAAGACACUGAAACCCUAUACAGCUAAAGGAACACUGACCUACAGGCUGACGUCUGUGAGGGCAUUCCUGCACCAGCCAUCUGAACGAGUGCAGCGCAGCAAUCUGACCCUGCUUACUUCUCUCACCAAGAUGAACUUCAAUUGACCUACCCACUAAAGCAUCGAAGAAAAGCUCUUGGUAUUUCGCUACAGUCGAUUUCUAUAGACCACCUGAUAGCCUUGAAAAAUGGGGUUUACUACUCGUGUCGCCAUGCAUUGGAGUAUGCAAUCACGCAGAUGCUUGGAAGUAAGAACAGUUCGUCACAACAGGCGUGAUUUGGCGUACCUUCGACAUAGUCUCUCCCCUCGCUUUAUUUCGGGCUAUUAUACUUGGCAGAGGUCUGCCCUUCUUGCUACACCCCAGCCCACUACACAAGCAGGAUCGGCAUUAAGAAGGUUCAAUUCUCACAUACCGUACACAUCACCAUCAGCUACCAAAUCACCCGAUACAGCAGAACCGGCCUCGGUAACUCAUUACACUCCACCUAAGACAGGACUUGUUGCCUCUCUUCCUCAGUCUUGGAUACCGUACGCCGAACUGAUACGCCUUGACAACCCUACUGGCACAUACUAUCUUUUCUUCCCAUGCGCAUUCUCGACACUUCUCGCGGCGCCAAUGACACCGUCGACCCCUUUUCAAGUUCUUGGGACGAUGGGGCUGUUUCUAGCGGGAGCUUUGGUCAUGCGAGGUGCGGGUUGUACAAUCAAUGAUUUGUGGGAUAGGAAUUUGGAUCCACAUGUUGAACGCACCAAAUUUCGGCCGAUCGCUAGAAGGGCAGUCUCCCCGCGCAAAGCUGUAGUGUUCACUGGGAUGCAGUUGCUGGCGGGAUUGGGCAUUCUUCUUCAGUUCCCAACGCUGUGUCUUUGGUAUGGGAUACCUAGUCUGCUUCUUGUGACGACUUACCCCCUUGCAAAGCGCAUCACGUACUACCCGCAAGCCGUUCUGGGCCUAACAUUUUCAUGGGGUGCGAUGAUGGGGUUUCCUGCGCUGGGCAUAGAUCUUCUCAGCAACAAUUCUGCCUUGGAGUCAGCAGCAGCACUCUAUUCUAGCUGUAUCGCUUGGACAAUCCUGUACGAUAUGAUCUACGCCCAUAUGGACAUAAAAGAUGAUGUAGCGGCAGGUAUCAAGUCUAUCGCUCUUCGUCAUGAACACAAUACAAAAACUGUUCUUUCUGCUCUAGCAGUUGUCCAAGUGGCAUUGCUUGCUGCAGCGGGCGUGUCGGCUGGCGCUGGUCCUAUCUUCUUUAUUGGCAGCUGUGGUAGCGCGGCUCUUUCUCUUGGAAUUAUGAUAUGGAGGGUUCAGCUAAAAAAUGUCCAGAAUUGCUGGUGGUGGUUCAAGAAUGGUUGUUUGCUCACUGGAGGUGGCAUUACCAUGGGUAUGUUGUUUGACUAUAUAGCGCGUGCGACUGGUUUGGGCGGGAAGGAUACAAGAUCACCCCAAGUGAUCACAGACGCAACUCCUAAAUCCAAUGGAGAGCUCAGCUGAUCGGCCAAUAUUGUAGCAUUAGAUUAUUGUGUUUAGACAUAUCUAGGACCUUGCUCUCAAUGCGGCAAGGGAAGGAAAUCCCCAGCUCAAAUUAAGUCUAUACUUAACACUCGGUGUUAGUAUCUUGCUUGCGUCACUCACUUGUCGGUCUCACAGCACGCUUCGUGAGUCUCCAAUAACCUAGUCACCGGGUCUUGCGUAUUCUUGGAGCGAAGAGGCUCCUCGUAGUGAGCGGUCUACCACCUGAUCCACUUGCGAUCAUCCUCUUGUUUCCGAUAAGCCGGAUUAUUUAUCGUUCCUAUUACCAUCGAAUCCUUGGCCAUAAUGAGAUGGCUAGACAGCCGCGGACUCGGGCAGGGUGCUACUACUGUAU
Molecule: messenger RNA, 1931 nt
Organism: Aspergillus caelatus
Lineage: Eukaryota; Fungi; Ascomycota; Eurotiomycetes; Eurotiales; Aspergillaceae
Product: putative para-hydroxybenzoate-polyprenyltransferase Coq2
Exons: 1
Coding region: 260-1558 (432 amino acids)
Biological process (GO): ubiquinone biosynthetic process
Cellular component (GO): mitochondrial inner membrane
Molecular function (GO): 4-hydroxybenzoate polyprenyltransferase activity
Source: RefSeq, a predicted model, not a curated record